Molecule: messenger RNA, 792 nt
Organism: Peromyscus leucopus (white-footed mouse)
Lineage: Eukaryota; Metazoa; Chordata; Mammalia; Rodentia; Cricetidae
Gene: Chchd2
Product: coiled-coil-helix-coiled-coil-helix domain containing 2
Exons: 4
Coding region: 93-554 (153 amino acids)
Biological process (GO): positive regulation of transcription by RNA polymerase II; mitochondrion organization
Cellular component (GO): mitochondrion; nucleus
Molecular function (GO): sequence-specific DNA binding
Source: RefSeq, a predicted model, not a curated record
GCCUUCCGCUCUCCUUGGUAGAAGUUGCUGGACAGUCGUGGGCGUUUCGCAGAUAGUCGUUUUCUGACUCCCAGAGAGAGUGAUCGCUUAGGAUGCCGCGUGGAAGCCGAAGCCGCUCUUCCCGGGUGGCCCCUCCGGCCAGCCGGGCCCCUCCGAUGAGGGCUGCUCCCAGACAAGCACCUGCAGCUCAUCCUCCAGCAGCAGCUGCCCCAUCUGCAGUGGGCUCCCCUGCCGCUGCCCCCAGGCAGCCAGGCCUGAUGGCCCAGAUGGCCACCACUGCAGCUGGUGUGGCUGUGGGCUCCGCAGUGGGGCACACCCUGGGUCAUGCCAUCACUGGGGGCUUCAGUGGAGGUGGUAAUGCUGAGCCCGCGAGGCCUGAUAUCACUUACCAGGAGCCCCAGGGAACUCAGCCUGUGAACCAGCAGUCUUUUGGGCCUUGCUCUCUUGAGAUCAAACAGUUUCUGGAGUGUGCCCAGAACCAGAGUGACGUCAAGCUCUGCGAGGGCUUCAAUGAGGUUUUGCGGCAGUGCAGAAUUGCAAAUGGUUUGAUCUAAUCAAGAAGUUGACACUGAAGAGAUUGAAAUGGGCUCUACAUGAUUGACAGUGCACGUGUGGACCCUGACCAAACCUUCCUUCUAACAGCUCCAUUGCUCGAGAACAGCUAUUAAAGAGUUCUAAUGUGUAGAUAUUCACCGAGGCUUGUAGUAGUGUGGAGACUGGGCAAGUGAUGGCCUCCUGAACCAACUGUGUUGUGUUUUGUGAGUUAAUGAAAAUAAAGUUGUUUUCUUCUGA